Molecule: messenger RNA, 1268 nt
Organism: Chanos chanos (milkfish)
Lineage: Eukaryota; Metazoa; Chordata; Actinopteri; Gonorynchiformes; Chanidae
Gene: c15h21orf91
Product: chromosome 15 C21orf91 homolog
Exons: 5
Coding region: 101-967 (288 amino acids)
Source: RefSeq, a predicted model, not a curated record
AAUAACAAUCGUGGUGCUCGAGCUAGAGCGUGGGUUGAGGUUCGAUACCCGCGAAUUCUUUAAUAUCUUGUAGAGGAUUUCACUGACAAGCAGAGGCACCAUGGACGAGGAGGAACAGUUUGUCAACAUAGACCUGAAUGAUGACAACAUCUGCAGCAUCUGCAAACUGGAGACAGACACAGGAACCCUGUCCUUCUGUCAUGUCUGUUUUGAGCUGAGCAUUGAAGGUGUGCCCACCCCCACACUGUUACACUCCCAGUCUCUCCGCGGUCACAGGGACUGCUUUGAAAAAUACCACCUCAUUGCCAACCAGAAGUUGUCCCACGCCAAGGCCUCGCGGAGUACCUACGAAGGCAUGAAAAGAGCGUUUAGCCAGAGACUCAGCCGCAUCGUACAGUACGCUCAGAACAGAGACUCGGAUUCCGCCGACAACCCCGGCCGCUGGGGAUCCAAACACCAACUCCUGUGUUACAACAAGCAGGGAGACCGGAAACUGGUGCCCCAGUCCGACUCACAGGUCCCCCGCUACACCGCGCGCUGGACCGAGGGCACGUCCGCAGGGCUGCCUGAAUACACCAAAGGCGUGUUGGAGUGCCACACAGGGGAGGAGCUCGGCCUGGGUCUCCUACAGGACAGGAGAGACAGUCUGUGGGGAGGGGAGCACCACAACUCCCUUCAGCAACAAGAGACACCAGGGGUGAGACAGAGGAGACACCAAGGACAUAGCCGAGAGGAAUUAGUCGAAAUGAGUGUGGAAGAGCUGCAUCAGUUGAAUGGACAAUUGCUGCUCCAGAUCCAAAAGGUGUUUGAGGAGCUGACAGUGGCUGUGCAGGAGAAGGACUCUCUAACGUCAGAGCUCCACGUUCGCCACAUCGCCAUCGAGCAGCUGUUUAAGAACUGUGCCAAGCUGCCGUGGCUGCAGAUCGGCCGAGCCGGCGUGAAAGCCAGCAGCUCCCCUGUGGAAUGAUGGGACGAACCCCCCCACCUGCCGAGACCCACAUACUCUCUGACUCCGCUCAGACUCCGCUGUGGCUCCGCCUACACCACAGUGUAUACUCUCCUCAAACACACAGCAGAGUGGACACACAGACCUGCUGCCUUUCAAUUCAAUGGUGUUUCUGUGUGUGUGUGUGGGGGGAAGGGACACUGGCUUUUAAAAGUAUGACUUGAAAAAGAGGUGAAUGAAAGGUAUUCAAGAAAACUUUGAGGAGAAACCUUUCUGACGGAGGACCUGUCGCUUCUAUGCAGAACGAAUUCUCAGAAUGAAA